Antrostomus carolinensis (chuck-will's-widow) is the source of this 651-nucleotide messenger RNA. RefSeq names its product RNA polymerase I and III subunit C (gene POLR1C). The annotation marks the transcript as partial. The transcript is spliced from 5 exons. Gene Ontology annotation, biological process: DNA-templated transcription. Gene Ontology annotation, cellular component: RNA polymerase I complex; RNA polymerase III complex. The record is from RefSeq and is a predicted model, not a curated record. NCBI's taxonomy places the organism in Eukaryota, Metazoa, Chordata, Aves, Caprimulgiformes, Caprimulgidae. Gene Ontology annotation, molecular function: protein dimerization activity; DNA binding.
ACAUCAUCCGCGAGGAGGAGGGCACGCUGGAGUUCGACAUGGUGGGCAUCGACGCCGCCAUCGCCAACGCCUUCCGCCGCAUCCUGCUCGCUGAGGUGCCAACGAUGGCUGUAGAGAAAGUCUUUGUGUACAACAACACAUCCAUUGUGCAGGAUGAAAUUCUGGCUCAUCGCUUGGGCCUCAUCCCUAUCCGAGCUGACCCUCGACUCUUUGAAUAUAGAAACCAAGGAGAUGAAGAAGGCACUGAAAUUGAUACUCUGCAGUUCCAGCUGAAAAUAAAAUGCAGCCGAAACCCUCAGGCAGCCAAGGAAUCAUCUGAUCCUAACGAACUAUACUUUAAUCACAAAGUGUACAGUAAACAUAUGACGUGGGUGCCCUUGGGGAAUCAGACAGACCUCUUUCCAGAUGCUGACUUCCGACCCGUUCACGACGACAUCCUCAUUGCACUGUUGCGACCUGGCCAGGAAAUAGAUGUGCUUAUGCACUGUGUCAAGGGUAUAGGUAAAGAUCAUGCCAAGUUUUCUCCUGUGGCCACGGCUAGUUAUCGACUGCUUCCUGACAUUACUCUCCUGCAGCCUAUUGAGGAUGAGGCAGCUGAGAUGUUGCAGAAGUGCUUUUCCCCGGGAGUCAUUGAGAUCCAGAACAUCAAGG